Phodopus roborovskii (desert hamster) is the source of this 3568-nucleotide messenger RNA. RefSeq names its product AGBL carboxypeptidase 3 (gene Agbl3). The transcript is spliced from 18 exons. The record is from RefSeq and is a predicted model, not a curated record. Lineage: Eukaryota; Metazoa; Chordata; Mammalia; Rodentia; Cricetidae. Gene Ontology annotation, molecular function: metallocarboxypeptidase activity; zinc ion binding. The coding region runs from base 511 to 3528 and encodes 1005 amino acids. Gene Ontology annotation, biological process: proteolysis.
AGAUUCAUCUCCCCAUUCCCUGUACACUCAUAUUUGUGUCUUCAUUUUAAUUUUUUAUUUAAUUAAAAUACAUUUAUUCCCCCCUCCCAACACUCAGAUUCACAUCCUCUUAUUAUUAGCAUUUUUAUGUUUGUGUGUGCAAAUAAAUGUAUAAAUGGAACCUGCAGCAGCCUGUGGAAUAUUUCUUGUAUGUGUAUAUUUAUAAGACUGACCAUUUGGUAUUGGGUAACCAUUUAGAGGGCCUGUCUUUAUUUUAUUAGUGAACAGUUUUUUCAAAUCUUUGAAAUUGUAAUUAAUUUCCUGUAUCCUUAUUAAUUUAGUUUUUAGAGAUCUGCCACAUCAAUUAAAUACAAUUGGAUGUGUUUUGGAGGAUUCAUCUAAUAUAGAACAUACUUACCUAGGCUUAAAAGACUUACCUAGGCUUAAAAGAAAAGCUGUCCAAUAAUUUCCUGAGGACUUCUGCAACCUGCCUUCAUAAUAAACGAAAGUUCAAAGCAGACACUGGGAGAGAUGUCAGAAGAUUCAGAGGAGGAAGACUACUCAGACAGAAGUAUCAGUGAUGAUGAUGAAUCAGAUGAGGACACAUUCAUGAAAUUUGUAAGUGAUGAUAUUCAUCGGUGUACACUACUAACAGCUGACUCUAUUGGUGACCCAUUCUUCCCUCGAACUACACAAAUUUUAUUGGAGUAUCAUCUAGGGAGAUGGGUGCCACGCCUUCGUGAACCACGGGAUUUAUAUGGUGUCUCUUCUUCUGGACCACUGAGCCCAACACGGUGGCCAUACCACUGUGAGGUCAUUGAUGAAAAAGUCCAGCAUAUUGAGUGGACUCCCUUUUUUCCUGAGCCAGUAUAUGUUCCAACAGGCCUCGAAAUAGAACCUGUUUACCCAAAUUCCAAGGAAGAUACUGUGGUUUAUCUAGCUGAAGAUGCUUACAAAGAGCCCUGUUUUGUGUAUUCCCGAGUUGGGGGUAACCGAACUCCCCUGAAACAGCCUGUGGAUAACUGUGACAACACUUUGGUGUUUGAAGCGAGGUUUGAGAGUGGUAAUCUACAGAAGGUAGUCAAAGUGGCAGAUUAUGAAUACCAGUUGACUGUGCGCCCAGACCUCUUCACAAAUAAGCAUACUCAGUGGUACUAUUUCCAGGUCACUAAUACCCAAGCAGAAACAGUCUACAGAUUCACUAUUGUUAACUUCACCAAGCCUGCUAGUCUUUACAAUCGGGGUAUGAGGCCACUGUUCUAUUCUGAAAAAGAAGCCAAGAUUCAUAACAUCGGCUGGCAGAGAAUAGGAGACCAAAUCAAGUAUUAUAAAAACAAUCUUGGGCAAGAUGGGCGCCAUUUUUUUUCUCUUACAUGGACAUUUCAGUUUCCACACAACAAGGACACUUGCUACUUUGCUCACUGCUAUCCAUACACUUACACCAACCUUCAAGAAUACCUUUCUGGCAUCAACAGUGACCCAGUAAGAUCAAAGUUUUGUAAAAUACGUGUCUUGUGCCACACACUUGCUAGGAAUAUGGUGUAUGUCUUGACAAUCACUACUCCCUUGAAGAACAGUGACUCAAGAAAGCGCAAGGCUGUGAUUUUGACUGCAAGGGUCCAUCCAGGAGAGACCAACAGCUCUUGGAUCAUGAAAGGCUUCCUAGAUUAUAUUUUAGGAGACUCGAGUGAUGCACGGUUGCUUCGGGACACUUUCGUCUUCAAGGUGGUACCCAUGCUGAAUCCAGAUGGUGUGAUUGUGGGAAAUUACCGAUGUUCCUUAGCUGGACGGGAUUUAAACCGUAAUUAUACAUCUCUCCUGAAGGAAUCUUUCCCUUCUGUUUGGUAUACAAGGAACAUGAUCCAUAGGUUAAUGGAGAAACGAGAGGUCAUUUUGUACUGUGACCUUCAUGGCCAUAGUAGGAAGCAGAACAUUUUCAUGUAUGGCUGUGAUGGCAGCCACAGGCAGAAGGCAAAAGGGUUAUACUUACAGCAGCGGAUCUUCCCACUCAUGCUGAGCAAAAAUUGCCCAAAUAAAUUUUCCUUCUCAGCUUGCAAAUUUAACGUUCAGAAGAGCAAGGAAGGGACAGGAAGGGUUGUGAUGUGGAAGAUGGGCAUCAGGAACAGCUUCACACUGGAGGCCACCUUCUGCGGAUCUACUCUUGGCAAUAAACGAGGCACUCAUUUCAGCACAAAAGACUUAGAGUCAAUGGGAUAUCAUUUUUGUGAUUCUCUACUGGACUACUGUGAUCCUGACCGGAGCAAGUAUUUUCAGUGCCUGAAAGAAUUAGAAGAAAUGGAAAAACGUAUGAACUUGGAAAGAGUCUUUGAUGACUCAGAUACUUCUCUAGUAGAAAUUUCAUUGGAUGUAGAAUCUAGUAGUCGAGGCUCUGACAGUUCAGAGUCCAAUGACACUCAGACUUAUCUUCUCAAGUUAACCUCUCAGGUAAAAAACAAGAAAAAGUAUCUGAAAACAAAGAGGGAAAGAAAUGCCACCCUAGCAAAGCGCCAGAAUAACACAAGAGAGGUUUAUGAUAAAGAACAUUUACUCCAAAGACACGAAGAGUCAAAUUCUGAUGUGAAAGAUCCAAGGCCCACUGUACCAGAUGUCUAUGUGGCUCAUUGUUUCAGAAGGCCAUUGCCUAAUCAAGGCUUGGUGAAAAUUCCUGGACAAAGCUUUUAUCCCAAAAAAACACAUUCAAGCUCCCGACAUAUGAUUCAGAGUCUUAACAAAGACCAACAGACAUAUAUUUUAGAAACUUGUAAGAAUCCAAUCCAGGAAGAAGUUCAGUCCAAAGGAAUCAAAAUGUAUGAAAGUUGUUUCAAAGUGGCAUCCUUGAAGUGUCCUAUGAAUAAACAAACUUCAAAUUGGAUUGAGAAGACAAGGAUACCAACAGAGCCACACCAUGAAUUGAAGAGGAAAGCAAAAAGAUGCACAUCCUUUCGAAGCAAGAGGACCGGCACAAAUUGGACAGAUGAUGAAAAAAGAAUCUACAGGGAUAAAAGAAUAGCUCAAACUCAGGAAAUACUACAGUAUUUACUCCCUAUUGUGGAAUCUUCUAAAAACAUGAAAGCUACUCAAAUCAAAGACCUAUUCAGUCAAGGAGCCGACUUCCAGCAACGUCAAUUUAUUCCAACUACUUGCAUAAAUAUAAGAAGAUACAGCAUACCUUGGACACCAACCAGAAAUCUCCCUUCAAAAACCCAAAGGAAUCUCAUGACAAACACCUCAGAAUGGCUCCGGUCUGUGCCCCAGAGCUCAUUUGAAAGUUUAUCACCCCUCUGCAAUCUUCAGAAGAGGAAAAAGCAUCCUGAACUCUGGGCCAGAGGCACUGAGGGUGUGACACUCCCCAGCAGCAGACGGGAGACUGUUCCCUCACGUUCUAAAAUGGAUGCUGAUGCCGAUACUGUCAAAGGCAACAGUCUUCAGCCUGAAGAAUCCAUCCUGAAGAGCUCUGAGCAGAUAGUUCCUCAUCUAACUAAAAGCAACAAGAAACCAAAGGAGGGGGGCCCGUUCACCUUCCACCUGAAGUUCCAGGACAACAGUUAACCAAGCUGAAAGCGACUCUGAGAUGUGCUGACACAGCUAA